Molecule: messenger RNA, 3029 nt
Organism: Aedes albopictus (Asian tiger mosquito)
Lineage: Eukaryota; Metazoa; Arthropoda; Insecta; Diptera; Culicidae
Exons: 4
Coding region: 921-1838 (305 amino acids)
Source: RefSeq, a predicted model, not a curated record
GGGAACAUAUCCCUAUUUGUUAUAGUAGUUGUUCAGGCAAUGUGGACAAACCGUUAGGUGGCAUACACACCAGUCAAACGGUUAGUCAAACAUCGUGUGGCUAACAAACAACUCGCUCCGAUUGACGCAAUGUUUGUCGUAAACGAUCAAGCGAGCGAGUUGAUUGGCCGUGCUGUUUGACCAACCGUUUGGCUGGUGUGUAGGCUCCCUUACGCGUAGGGUAUCGCGCCACUUGAGCGGUGGCUUCUAUAUUCGUCUGUUUUCCACUAUGAACCAAUUGACUUGAAAUGUUGUACACGGGUAGAUACUAUACCUAUCUCACCACAUUCCAAAAGUUGUGUCAAUUGGUUCAAAUUGGACAGAGUUAUAGUGGAAAACAGACGCAUAUAGAAGCCACCGCCCUAGUGGCGCGAUUCCCUAUUUAUUUUCGAUACCUCCAUUUGAUUUUUUUCCGAAAAUGUCAAUAUAUUUACGCAUAAUUGUCAUAGGAAUCAAAAUUAAAUUUCAUCUCCCUAAUAGGAACAGUGUGCCUAUUGUUGGUAAAAUCGAUUUAUUAUUGAAAACAGUGAAAAACGAUAAUUUUCAUAUUUUUCCAAAUUUGGAUAGAAAACUAAUGACUAAUGUUUUGAAACCCUUUAUUAGGUGGUACGAUUCAAUUUUUUAAUAUAAUUUACACUAAUACCACAAUGAUGGGCACACUUACCCUAAUCGUAAUUGUAUUCCAGCUGGUUUAACUCAUAAAUUGAACAUAUCCAAUUCAUUUCAGCUACCCGUCAACGGAGGAAAAGAAAGCACUGGCGAAACAAAUUGUUUCGGCUUUCCCAAUUUUGUCAUCAACUAAAAUAACAGAAAGCUCUCCGGACUAUUUAAAUAUUUUGGAAAUUUAUUUCUUGUUCAAUACAACAGUACUAGCAUAAAAAAUGCUCAUUAUUUUUAUUCUUCUAUUUCCAGUCUUGCUUUUUUUUUGGAAGAAUGCUGGUAAAGGACCAAACUAUGAGCAUUCUGGUCUGAUUCAAUCGCACCUACGAAACAUGUCGAAGAAACUUACACCUGAACAACGAAAAUUCACGCACAAGAAGAAGGAUGCUAAGGUAUGCAGCGUUCCGUCUGAAAUCAUUGAGCAAGCUGAAGAAUGCGCUCGUAAGGAUUCCAUACCAGCCAACUUUACCGCAACAGUAAAAUGCAUGGAUACCACACACUCACUUUUCACGAUGAUGUUGCAAGAGAAAAAGUCAUUGCAAUCAAUUCUACAAGCUUUUCCGCAUUUCAAAUUAUAUGAUGGACUUCUGAUUCAAAAGGCUUAUGAGCGCAUGACACCCAACUAUGACAAAAACAGCAACCUUAUCCCGAUUCUCGCUCGAGGGCUGAUGGUCGAAACAGAAAUGUUCGCAGGAAUCCAAGAUGAUAACCUUCGUGGAUGCCUGCGAAUUAUGGUACGUCUGAAGAAUCGAAGCUUGAAGAGUCAAGCUAGGGGUCCGAAUGAUGAUCUCAAUGUCGAGGAUCAACUGUCUUCCGAUCUUAUUCGCUUUGUGCCGGAAACAGAAACGUCCCUGGAAGAGCAGCUAGCAAGGUAUGUCGCCUUCAAUCACGAGCACGAUACACCCGUCGCCCCACAUCUAAUUUGUAAGGCUGGCAAAUAUCAUCUGUACAUCGCAGGGGAUUUGAUUGAGCUCGGAGAGGCCUCGGUGCAAGCGCUGGACGUUUUUUUAAGUGUUUUUCUGUAUUUAAUAUCACCGUACCUUCUGCCCUACAAAAACUCCAGGAGAUUACCUGCUAUAAGGUGCGGCAGCACAGCACACGCCAAACAGUUAAGGUCUGAGGUCAAGCUCGUCCGUUAAAAAAUUGAUAUGGUCACGUGUUGUCGUUUAGAAAGCACGUUGUAGUUCUCUCAGAGAGGAAAGCUUUCCCGCCUGAUCAAGGAUGGCAGGGUGGCCAAGAUUGUGUGGGGGGAAUCCCUAAAAUGCUACGACAUGAAUCAGUAUCAUAACUCUGGUUUCUAUUUGGCUCUUGGUAAUCAGGUUUUCUUAUAACAUUUAUAUGUAAGUUUUGUAUAAUUAUUCAAGCAGGUGAAUAGUUGUAUUCGACAUAUUCGAAUAACAUACAUUCUGAAGAAAAUAAUUGUAAUUAUAACUGUGGCAGAGCUCAUAAAACAGUAAGCUGAGAAGCAGGCCAUGUUCCAGUGUACAUACGUUACGUAAAGAAAAAAUAAGAAAAUAAGCUGCUUUCUAGUAAUGAAAAGUAAUGAAAAUAUCAGGGCGAGGAUAGUUAGUAUGGAAUUACUCACGAUUAAAUUAUUAUCAGUUUUGUAUAAUAAGCAAUGUUAGUACCAACAAUCUUUGAUGUCUGACAAUUCAUAGCAGCUUCAUCAAAACUAUAUAAUAUCACACAAAAUAAAAUCAAUUAUUGUUGCACAUUUUGCCGAGUGGCAGAAACAUGAUCAUUGGCAACCAUGAAAACGAUGAUCCGUGCACAUUGAUUUCUAUUUUAUCUUUACUCUCCUGCAAACCAUAGCACAGAGCAAAAGAAAAAAAAAAUCGCAUGAGACCAAUACACGACAUAACGGAUUUGACGUUUGAACGGGUGCGUAUUGACUAAAAAUAAACUCGUUUUUGGGCUGCCUUGAUAACACAGCACCGCUCAGGAGUCAAGUGGGGAAACAAUUGCAUCGGUCGGUACAUACAAUGCUCAGCCAGCUUAUUUCGAGAGGAGAGAACAAUGAAGCACGGUAAAGCGGGUGCGUUUGGUAGCUGCUGAAACAGUAACAGUUGAUUUGGAAAUAAUUUCAUGCUGUUCGAGCAAAUUGCUCGAAUAUACAAACUUUCAAUAAUAUUAUUUAUGAGCAGUUCGAAGUUUGCAUGAAUAAAUAUAAUAAAAUGUAAGAGCUUUCAUUCAGCGCUACAUCCGAUUUAUAUAAUACUCAACACGUAACAAUUUAGUCAUUCACAUAAACCAUAUUUCAUUGAACUGUGAAUAAAAAUCACGACUGCUCGAAAGCUCUCAUGGUUUGUAGUCGUUGAUAAAACGUGGAA